GAAAGAACAGACCACAUGAGUUUCGCGUGUAUAACAUGUAUAAGCGACGAAUUUGUUGUUAGACGAGUUAACCUAUCGUAGAAAAACAUCUUGCUUUUUUUUUAAAUUUAUCAAUAUUGAUUUAUUGAUUGCUGCAUAAUAAAGAAUAUAAAAAUUAUUUAUUCACUGUAUUAUUAUCUAAAGUAAUGCGCGGAUUUAUUUAAUUAAUUAAAACGUUUUUAUACAAAUCGGUUACACGCUGUCAAUACGUCGGUUUCCAAGGAGCGUACAAGUCUUUUCCGAUCAACUUAUCUAUUUUUAUUACGAUGGACGGCGUUGAAUUAUUCAAUGCAUUUCUCAUGACACAUAAAUCGCAGCUUGAAUCCUACGGCGUCCCGCAAUUAUUCUGGCAAACUUUAUAUAAGAAAUUGAAAGAUCAGAUUUACGAUGCCGGCCUUGCUUUCCAGCUAGCGAGAGUAGACUAUGAAGAUGGAGAAAGGAACAUUACAGACCCAAUAUGGAAGCUAAUUGUAUCUACAGAGAAUGGUAUAUCAGCGCAAGAUCCUAAUAACAUUUAUCUUGUUGAUCACGCAUGGACAUACGACGCUGGUAACGCUCAACAGAAUUUAACUCAGGUACCUGGCCUGCUUGACCGAAUGUGUCUUCUCAUGGGGCUGGACACUGAGCUGGAUGAGCGGGAGAAGAUCGAGAAAGUUACAAAUGAGAUGUGGCGUUACAAUCAGUCAUACUCUGUCAACUAUGGACAGAUCGAAGACAGAAUGCCGGUGUGGUACAUCAUGGACGAGGUCGGUUCAGCGAUAAAUCACAGCGACGAGCCGAAUUUUAGAGCCGUCCCUUUUCUGCAUAUGCCUGAAGCUGUAAUUUACACGCUUUUGUUUCCUAUAAGAGAUAUCAUUAUGGGGGACGAGGUAACGAGAGACUUCGUUGAGGGUCAGACGAAGGAUCCCAAAAAGAGACGCGCGUUAUUAUUGCCCUGGGUCCAUAGCACCUUUGAAGACGAAAGUUUCAAGCAGAGCGAGCCGAACGCGGAUUACUUUUUAGCGGGUCACAUUCCUGAGAACUUGCCAGAGAAUCUGGACGCAGUCAGGGUGGACAGUGGCAAAAAAUUGAAGGUAUUUUCGCAAUACAGUUACGUGAACGAUUACCUGACAGAUUCGGCGUUUGAGAUCACGGAGAACGAGGACGAGGCGGACGUGCUGUGGCUCGUGUCUCACUACAAGACGUAUAAGGAACUGAAUGCUUCUUCGCCCCACGUUUUCGUGAAUCAAUUUCCAUACGAGAGCGUACUGACGACGAAGGACCUCCUAUCGAUCGUAUGCAGAAGAAAAGCGGCAGGCAAAUUGUACGACUUGGACACCCUUGAAACUUAUCCAGCGUGGUUACCGACGACGUAUAAUCUUAGCACGGAAUUGGUACAAUUCGUCGCGUAUUUCACACGGCGAGCGGACAAGGACUUGGACAAUCACUGGAUCUGUAAGCCGUGGAAUCUAGCGAGAGGCCUGGACACUCACAUCACGAACAAUCUCUAUCAUAUUUUGCGGUUACCCUCCACGGGCCCGAAGAUCGCGCAGAAAUACGUCGCGAGGCCGAUUUUAUACAACAGGCCGGACAUCAGUCAAGUGAAAUUUGACGUGAGAUAUGUCGUACUGCUGAAAUCCGUGAAGCCGCUGCGCGCGUACGCUUACGCGAAUUUCUUCCUGCGCUUCGCGAAUCAGCCGUUCGCGCUCGACAACUUUGGGACGUAUGAGCAGCAUUUCACCGUGAUGAACUACACCGAGGAGAAUCCGCUGUUCCAUGAAAAGUGUGCCGAUUUCAUUGUAGAAUGGGAAAAACAGUAUCCCGAUUAUCCUUGGAGGACUUACGUCGAGCCGAAGAUUCUCUUUGUCCUACAACAGGCUCUGGAGGCCGCGGCCUCGCAACCACCGCCGAAAGGAAUAGCCGAGAGUCCGCAGAGCAGAGCUGUGUACGCUGCCGACCUGAUGCUGGAAUGGAAGGGUAGUGAGAUACAACCCAUGCUACUGGAAAUCAAUUUUACUCCCGACUGCCAGCGGGCGUGCGAAUACUAUCCGGACUUUUACAAUGACAUUUUUAAAUGCCUAUUUCUAGAUAUCGACAAUCCAGCUGUAUUCCAUGCAUUAGAUUCAGCCGAAGAAUAACAUCAUGAUUUAUAAAGUUUUAUAUAAGAGAAGAUUAGAUUUUUUGAUGCUGGCUUUGCCUUCCAAUUGGCAAGUAAAAUAGAAUGUGAAAAGAAUUAAAGUUAGAACCAAUAUGAAAGCUAAUUGUCUGACAGAAAAAAAUUUUAUAAUUUAAGGAUUUCCUAUAAAAAACAAAGCCAAAUUAAAUUUCUAGUUAAACUUGUAUAUUUUUUGUUCGAUUCUUGCUGGAAUACAGUUGUUUACAAUGUGAUGCUAUUGAUAGAGAAUAAUUUGACAUCAUAACUUAGAUUUUCUAAAGAAUUAAUUUGAUCUUUGUAAGAAAUCCUACAAUUUAAAGUUAUAAUUUUAUUGUUAUUAUAUAUGUAUAUAUUGUUCAAAGUUUUGCUAAAGCCAAAAUAUAUUUUAAACAUUUCUUAAUCAAAUGUUGUAUUGUUAGGUUUUUAGUUGGUGGCUAUCAUAAUAAAAUUAUUUGGAACACU
Monomorium pharaonis (pharaoh ant) is the source of this 2635-nucleotide messenger RNA. RefSeq names its product tubulin--tyrosine ligase-like protein 12 (gene TTLL12). Bases 306 to 2156 code for a protein of 616 amino acids. The record is from RefSeq and is a predicted model, not a curated record. Gene Ontology annotation, biological process: protein modification process. The transcript has 2 exons. Lineage: Eukaryota; Metazoa; Arthropoda; Insecta; Hymenoptera; Formicidae.